GUGACAGUUGGUGAUGGUUAGGCGGACAUCUUAGGGAGAGCACGGUGGCUGGACUGGCGUGAGGAGGUGCUGCGCAGGUUACCUGUAAAAGCCACUGUCCCCAUGACCGGAGUUAGAGAAAUGGCAACCAGAGAGCAGUGAGAGCCUCCCGCAGCAUAUCUACAGCUUCCAGUGAUCGCAGCUGACAUGGGAGUGUGGUGAUGUAGCUCCCAUCCUCUAUAGGGGCAGACUGGAGGCAGUACCCAGCCUGAGAAAGGGGACGGUGCGUCAGUGAGCACAAUGAACAGGAGCUGACAGAACUCCAACACCAAGCCCUCUGACUACACGGAAUAAGCUGCCUUUCUUCUUGUGUGAUUUCUCCGCUAUUACUUUUAGCAUACCCAGAUUCAGUGAUUAAUCUCAGGAGAUUGACUAUCUAGAGAAAGUGCACUAUAACUACGAAAUAUCUAUAUAUACUUAUAUGAACAUUACAGAGGUUACAAAGGGGCCCCAAUUAAAAGUGGUUUUCUUGGUUGCGUGACAUAAGAGAUAGAAUGACUGAACCAAAGAUCCCCGAUGUGAAAGUUGAUAACAAUUACCCUACGACAGAAACCUUACUGGAUGAAAUACAAGAAGACAACACGGAACAAAAUGACAAAAAGCAACAGAAAGAAAAACUGAAGACUGUUGGUCCAAUUCAAAUUUUUCGAUUUGCAGAUGGGCUGGAUAUAUUCUAUAUGAUUAUUGGAUUCCUUGGAGCAGUGGUGAAUGGUGUCUGCGACCCUAUAGUGCUCAUUGUGUUCGGAAACAUGGCUGACAGCAUAGUGUGUUAUAACUCAUCCCUCCAAAAUACAUCUGAAUGUCUUCAGUUCAAACCACUGUCUGAGCAGAUGUCUGAGUUUUCCUUGUACUAUGCUGGAAUAGGAGUUGCUGUUAUCAUCUUUGGAUACUUCCAGGUUUCUCUAUGGGUUCUAGCUGCCGCCAGACAGACACGGAAAAUGAGAAAACUGUUUUUCCAUUCUGUAUUAUCCCAAGAAAUGAGCUGGUUUGAUGUCACCAAAUCUGGAGAACUCAACACUCGUCUUACAGAGGAUGUUAAUAAAAUCAAUGAUGGAAUAGGAGAUAAAGUUGGCCAUCUUGUACAGAAUUGUUCAUCAUGUGUGGCAGCACUAGUGAUUGGGCUCGUCAAAGGUUGGAAGCUCGCACUGGUCAUCUUGGCUACCAGUCCACUUGUAGCAAUUUCAACUGCCAUAUGCUCCAAGAUGGUGGUAUCAUUGACAAGCAAGGAGCUCUCAGCUUAUGCAAAAGCCGGGGCCGUGGCUGAAGAAGUUCUCUCCUCAAUACGGACAGUGGUGGCAUUUGGAGGACAAGAGAGAGAAAUGAAAAGGUACACAAACAAUUUAGGAGAGGCCAAACAAAUUGGGAUAAGAAAAGCUAUUACUUCUCAGAUGGCUGUUGGCUUUAUGUAUUUUUUUAUAUAUGCCACCUAUGGUCUUGGAUUUUGGUAUGGUACAACAUUAAUACUGGGAGGCGAAGGAUAUACCAUUGGAAAUACUCUUCUGGUUUUCUUCAGUGUGAUCCUCAGCAGUUACUGCCUUGGCCAGGCGGCUUCUCACUUUGAAGCGUUUUCUGUGGCAAGAGGAGCUGCUUAUAACAUAUUUAAUAUCAUUGAUCAGAUGUCCACAAUAAACAGCUUUUCAACAGAGGGUUACAAGCCGGAUAAUUUAAAGGGAAAUAUUGAAUUUCAAAAUGUGCGUUUUUGUUAUCCAUCAAGACCAAAGGUUCAGAUUUUAAAAGGAUUCAACCUGAAGGUUAAAUCUGGUCAGACGGUGGCACUGGUUGGACAAAGUGGAUGUGGUAAAAGUACCACAGUGCAGCUCCUGCAGAGACUGUAUGACCCACAAGGGGGCACGAUAGUGGUUGAUGGCCAUGAUAUACAGUCUCUGAAUGUCCAGUAUUUCAGAGAACUCAUUGGUGUGGUUAGUCAGGAGCCGGUCCUGUUUGCAACAACCAUUAAGCAGAACAUCAAAUACGGCAGGUUGGAUGUGACCGAUGAAGAAAUUGAAACUGCAGCUAAAGAAGCCAAUGCCUAUGAUUUCAUUAUGGCACUACCUGAUAAAUUUGAGACUCUAGUUGGGGAACGAGGAGCCCAACUAAGCGGUGGCCAAAAGCAAAGGAUAGCAAUAGCCAGAGCCUUAGUACGGAAUCCUAAAAUACUUCUGCUGGACGAAGCCACCUCCGCUCUGGAUACUGAGAGUGAAUCUGUUGUACAAGCGGCUCUAGAUAAGGCCAGUAAAGGACGCACCACUAUUGUCAUUGCUCAUCGUCUGAGUACAAUUUGGACAGCGGAUCUUAUUGUUGUGCUAGAGAAUGGCGCUGUGGCCGAGCAAGGAACACAUUCUGAAUUAUUGGAAAACAAAGGAAUCUAUCAUUCACUGGCAACAGCUCAGUCCAUACAAACCGCAGAAGAUAGUGAAACAAAGGAUAACGAUCAAGGAAAGCCAUCACUGAUACAGAGGUUGCACUCCAAUAUUUCCAAUGGACAGUAUUCAAUGUCUGAAGCUGAAGAGGAAGAAGAAAUAGCAGAGGAUGAUGAAAAGGAAAAACUUCCUAAAAUUUCAUUUUUUAGGCUGCUGAAGCUAAAUAAAUCAGAGUGGCCCUAUAUCAUGUUUGGAACUCUUGCAGCUAUUCUCAAUGGAGCAGUACAUCCAGGUUUCAGUAUAUUAUUUGCCAAGAUUAUAGCUAUUUUUGGGACUAAUAAUCCAGAGCUAAUUCGAAAUGAAAUAAACCUUUAUUCCAUUAUAAUUGUUAUUAUUGCUUUGGCUUCUUUCUUUACAUACUUUAUUCAGGGUUUCAUGUUUGGGAGAUCGGGCGAAGUCCUCACCAUGCGGCUGAGGCAGAUGGCAUUCAAGUCCAUGCUUCGUCAGGAAAUAUCAUGGUUUGAUAACAAAAAACACAACACUGGGGCUUUAACAACCAAGCUUGCCACAGAUGCUUCUCAGAUACAGACGGCAACUGGCUCCAGACUUGGUUUGGUUGCAGAAAACAUAGCCACAAUGGGACUGUGCAUCAUAAUUGCUUUGGUUUUCGGCUGGGAAAUGGCUUUGCUGACUCUAGCUUUGGCCCCUGUCCUUGUGGCCACGGGUUUCCUUGAGACCAGAGCACUCGUUGGCUUCGCAAAUCGAGAUAAAAAACAACUUCAGCAGGCUGGGAAGAUUGCAACUGAAGCAGUGGAUAACAUACGGACGGUUGUAUCAUUAACUAGAGAGGGAACCUUUGAAGAAAUGUACUCUGAGAACUUACAGAAACCCUACAGGAAUGCUCAGCGCAAGGCUCAGAUAUACGGCAUCUGUUUUGCAUUCAGUCAGUCAUUCAUACAUUUUGCCUAUGCCAUAUCUUAUCGAUUCGGAGCUUUAAUGAUUGAAUUGGGGAGGAUGAACGCAGAGGAAGUAUUUCUAGUGUUUUCCUUACUAACAUAUGGAGCAAUAAAUGUAGGACAGACCUUAUCCUUUGCUCCUGAUUACGCUAAAGCAAAGUCUGCAGCUUCCCAUCUCUUCCAGUUGUUCCAAAGUGAGCCAGCUAUUGAUAGCUACAGCCCGCAGGGACAGAUGCCGGAAAAGUUUCAAGGAGAUUUGGAACUGCGUAAAGUUGACUUCAAUUAUCCAUCUCGUCCGGAUGUGCCGGUGCUACAAUUGCUAUCUGUCAGGAUAUCCAGUGGGCAAACUGUGGCAUUUGUGGGCAGCAGUGGGUGUGGGAAAAGCACCUCUGUCCAGCUGCUGCAGAGGUUCUAUGACCCACACCAGGGAGCAGUGCUAUUCGAUGGCAUUGAUGCUAAAUGCUUAAACGUACAGUGGCUGCGAUCUCAGAUCGGAAUCGUCUCGCAGGAGCCGGUGCUGUUUGACUGCAGCAUUGCUGAGAAUAUCGCCUAUGGAGACAACUCCCGCGAGGUGUCAAUGGAGGAAAUACAACAGGCAGCAAUAUCAGCCAACAUUCACUCCUUCAUAGAGAGUCUGCCGGAGAAAUAUAACACUCCGGUGGGAGGGAAAGGAACUCAGCUGUCCGGAGGCCAGAAGCAGAGGAUUGCCAUUGCCCGAGCUCUUAUCCGUGUUCCAAAAAUAUUACUGCUGGAUGAGGCCACCUCAGCAUUGGACAAUGAAAGUGAAAAGGUUGUACAACAAGCACUAGACCAAGCGAGGAAAGGAAGGACUUGUAUCAUGAUCGCACACAGACUGUCCACAGUACAGAAUGCGGAUCUUAUUGUGGUCAUGAAGAACGGGAGGAUAAUAGAACAAGGAACUCAUCAACACCUUCUAGCCAAGCAAGGGGCAUAUUAUGACCUUGUAAAUGCACAGACUAUAACGUAAAUAUAAAUGUAAAACAAGUCUGGAUAUAAGUCUGCUGGUGCUCUAUAGUAGAGUGCAAACUGUGUCAGCCUUAAGAAGAGAGACCGUUGCUGUGUAAAGCAAUGCAAUGAAUAGAAAUAAUGCACAGGUAUGUGUAUAAACAUCAGGUACAUCUGGUGUAAGGAAAAGAUACUACUAAGUACAAUUUGUGUUAGAGGUUACCAAUGUGAGUAUUGAGGCCCAACUGGUACUCAGCACUGAUAAAUGCUUCAGUCAUCGAUCUGAUACAUCUUAUUUGUAACUAGAUUGUGAAUCAACUAAUUAAUUGAAAAGUUGUUAAAUAAGAAUUGCUGGUGGAAUGUUAUAUCAUAAUCUAUUUAGCACCAGUGGCUAGAGUCAGUGCUAAUUACCCUCCAGGAUAUAAUCUUGGGGCCUAGGACACACAUUUUUCUUGCCCCUCCCCAGCUCCCCAUCCCUCCCCACUAGGUAUAGGCCUGUCGGAGUAAGUUGUUUCUUACCUAUAUGUUGGUUUUUCUGCAAUGUGAAAACUCUGAAGAAAUGGGCUGGUGAUAACUUCAGUUGGUAUUCACUCUUCAUGUAAGCAGCCACAUGGUCCGGAAGACAUCUGUAAUGAAUAUAACCAAAGUUAUAUUCAUACAAAACAGAUAAUGUUUUUUUAGAAUUUGUGUCUUAAUGAAGAUUAUUGUGCUCCAGCCUCUUCCUUCUAAUCAUGAAAAUUGUGGAAAAUCUACAGCCCCUUCCCGACUGUCUCUUCAGCUGCCUCCUAUUCUGUGUCUCCUCCUCUGUGUCCUCCUCUGUGUUUCUCCUGCAGCCUUAGCUCUCACUGUGUCUCAUCAAAAGCCUUAGCUCACCCAGUAUCUCUCCAGAAGUCUCAACUUCCCCCGUGUCUCUUCAUAGCCACAACCCUCCCGUGUCUCCCCAGCAAUCUCUUCUCCCUCCAUGUCUUUACAUAGCCUCUGAUCCCCACCUGUGUCUCUGCAGCAGUAUCAGCCCCCCCAGGUCUCUCCAUUGCAUAAGCCAGUCUCUUCAUAGCCACCACCCCUACGUCUCUCCAGCAUCCUCACAUUCCUACCCUGAAACUUCUGCUUGUACCACCUCUUUUCUUCAUGUGCUGCAGGGGAAAAAACCUGUGUGUCAGGUUAUGCCAGUGAAGGGGCAUCCUAGCCCCUCUAUGCCUAUGCCCCGCUUACUCCAGCAGUGCAAUUACAGGACCCAUUCACAAUCACCAGACGUGACCCUAGGUAAGGGGGUAGGUGGGGGGACGAAGGGCAGGGGAACCUCAGAAUCUCGGGGCUGGUACAAGAGUCCCCUGCCACUGGUGCCUGCUUGCACCCAAGGGAAUUAGGGGGACAUGUACUAAGCAGGGAUAGAAGUGAAAUGAGCCAGUGGAGAAGUUUCCCAUGCCAACCAAUCAGCUGCUCUGUAUACAUUUAUAGUAUGCAAAUUAUAAAUGUUACGUCACUGCUGAUUGGUUGCCAUGGGCAACUUCUUCACUGGCUCACUGCUCCACUUUUAUCAUUGCUUAGUACAUGUCCCUAUUAAUGACUAAAGGGCCCAUUUAUCAAACAAUAUUUGUGGUUUUGUCCUCAAAAACGUCCAUUUUCAGGGGCUAGCCGCAAAUAUUAAGCAUCCCCUGGAUGUAUCUCUGAUACCUGCUAUGAUUCCCCCAUUGCCACUUGCAGCCGCAUCCCCCAUAGGUUUCUAUGGGGAGGGACACGAUGCAGGCAGAUUUACCAAUACAGGUAGAGUAUCGCAUAUCAGGAAUGCUCGAGACCAGGAGCAUUCCACAUAUUGGAUUUUUCAGGAUAACAGAAUACCUGUUAUCUAGCCCGUUACCUGGGAUCCAACGUGUUAGCAGGGGUUUCGGUGUGUUGGUGGCAGGGUCCGGGGGGUGGCGGCGGGGUCCGGUAGGUCCUGGUAGUCAUCGGCGGGUCCACGGGAGUCAGUGCCAGUGAGGGAAUGGCUGCCACUCUCCCACCUGUCUGUGAUUGGCCGCAGACUCCAGUGACAUCAUGACGCCGACCUCGUCAUGACGUCACUACAGGUCCAAAAUAUUCUGGUUUUCUGAAUUUUUCGGUUAACGGGAAUUUGAAGCAUUACUAGUAUUGGCCCACACAAUCUUUUAAUUGCAGUAGCCUGUGGGCUAAACUUUGGGGGAUGUAGCGAUGGCAGAGUUGCUCCGGAACACUCCAAUGGAAAUGGGCACUGUGCAUGGCGGGUACUCUGUCCGCUGUGCAUGGCGGUUACCCUGAUACAUACACCUGGUAUGAUUGCAUUCUGCAAUGCGAUCUGUGCGCAACAUUAGUGCCCAGGGUUGUAAGUGCGAUCAUUAGUAAAUGGGCCACUUAUGUAACCCUUGAUUUCUAAAAUGAAGAAAAUAAGUUGUCUGCAGUUUUGAUGCAUAACAUAUCACACAGCCCUGCAACCUAUUUAUGUCAUGCUGCUGACUUAUUUUCUACUUUAAAAAUUGAGAAAUACCAUUUGCCUGUUUUUUUUUUUUUUUUUACAAUGAUUGCAAAAGAUAGAUACAGUACAAUAAAAAUAAAAAAAAAAUUCUACCUAAAUGCUGCUGUUCAGUAUAUUAGUGUUGCUACUCAUUUUUAAAGAAAUACAUAAAAGUUCAGGUCUCACUUUUUCAAUAAUUCAUGAUUUUAGGUAUUUAGGGUUUCUAAAAUAGCUUUCGAAAUCUUGUAUUCCUGUUGUAAGCAAAAAAAAAUGUAUUUAAAAAAAAAAAAAGUUAAGAUAUAGUUUACAAUUCUUUUGUUCAAAAAUACCAUCAUAAACUACAAUUUUUAUCAUAUUCCAGUUGUCAGAUUUUGUCCAAAUCUGUAAAAUAUUCACCACUGAUCAUUUGUUUUACUCAUCUCUAACAUUUAAUAAAAAACACCACUUUAGAAUACAAAUUAAAGUGGUACACUGUGCACAAUUAAAUUACUAUCAGUUACUAGAGCUUUUAUCAAGUGCAUUUGGAAUGACACUAGUCUCUAGAGCUUUCUCAGAUGCCUCUAAAGGCCCAUACACACUUGACGAUAAAAUGAACGACGUCAUUUAUUUCAGCCCUCAUCAACGACGUCGUUCAUUAUAUCGUCAAGUGUGUAUGCAUCCAACGACCAACGAUGCGCGGCCCCGCGGGACGUUAACAUCCAUCGUUCACCUGUGGAGCAUGUAUGCUCAAUUUGCACUAUGGUCGUUACCGACCAUAGACGUCGUUGAAUGUGUAUGGGACCAACGACCAACGACCAACGAUUUUGUUGCCAGGCUAUUAUUUAAAUCCACUGUCCAGCUUGGAAGCUGAAUGGUCAUUGGUCGUUGGUCGUUUGUGUAGUGUAUGCUCAUGUCGUUUGCUCAGCUGUUCAAGGGAAGUUCAAAAGUUCAAGGGAAGUCGUUGACGACGGUCGUUGACGAUGUGUGCAUCGUCAAGUGUGUAUGGGCCUUAAGCCUUACAGACAAUGGCUGUCAGUCAACUGUUCAUAGAGCCUUCUGAUUAUUUUGGUUCAGUGCCAUUGUUAUACAUUUAUAUUGUAUAUUAUUUAACAUACUUGAAACAUAUUGAAGCUUUGCACCAAUGACUGAUCAACUAUUGCCAUUAUUUUUAAAAUAAAUAAUACUGCAUGUACAAUAAAUUUUGUUUUAAAUUACAUACUGUCUGUCUAUAUUCUUUCUUUCUUUCUUUCUUUCUUUCUUUCUUUCUUUCUCCCACAUACUGUAACCUUCAUAAACUUUUCUAUCUAAUUACAUCCGCACUAAAGAGUCCACCCUUCCAUAUUUUCUCUUCAUACACUUUCCCAUCCUCCUGACCCCAGGCCAACAUCACUGUGUGGCCAUAUCAUGCAGCCCACCAAGGACCUAUGAAAUCUGGUGGACCAUUAUGCAAUAGAUAACACCUAUCCUGUGUAUCAAUGCCUACUUUCCUAGAGAUUGUAAGCUUGCAAGCACGGCCUUCCUACCUCAAUGAUUGUCUGUUAUUAUUUAUCACUAUUGUUUCCAAUUGUAAAGUGCAACAGAAUUUGAUGCGCUAUAUAAAAAUCUGUUAAUAAAUAAAUAAAUAAUUUAUUUAUUUUUGCUAAUACAUGUAGUAAAAGAUCAUUAUGUAAUAAUAAUCUUGCUGUAUGAUGUUGGCUAGUUGUAAAGAUGUUGCUGGUUUGUGUUGCAGAGGACGGUAUAAAAUUGACAGCUAUAUUUUUGUCUUUGUCCAAAUAUCCAUUUACUGUAUCCCUGCCCAAAGCCUUCCAAUCAUUCUUUCUAUGCGUUCUAAAAUAAUCACAUUCUAACAACUAGCAACCUAGGAAAGUGGUCUAGUGACUGACAAUGUGACAUACUGUUUUGUUGUAGAAUGUUGUUUGAGCCACUGCCAGUUUGGACAAAACAGAAAAGGAGAGAUAAAAUAAAGCUAUAUGUACUGUAGUAUAUAACUUUUAUGCCCAAAUUUUCAAUACUUUCCAAUGUAACUGAUGACACACGGGGUUAAAUGUAAUCGCAUGCAAGCUGCUGGGGGAGGCACUCGAUAUCCCAGCUGUUGGGAUCCCGGCACUCUGCAUACCGAUGCCAGGAUCCCGACUGCCGGGAUACCAAGAAUUAUUCUCCCUCUUGGGGUGUCCACGACACGCCUGGAGGAAAAAUAAAUAGCCACCGUGCCCGCAGCGUGGUGAGCGCAGUGAGCCCACAAGGGGCUCUUUUGCGCUCACCCAGCUGCCGGCAUUCCGGCGGUCAGGAUCCCGGCGCCGGUAUACUUGGUGCCGGGAUCCCAUGCGCCGGUAUAUCAUAUUAAACUCGCUGCCGGAGGUGCUAGACUUUGUGCAAGUCUGCCGGUAUUUUUAAAGCAGCAAUCAUUUACAAGGCAAAACCAAUCUGGUUUUGCCUUUUAAAUGAUGUGUACCUAUUAGGGACUGGUGUUUGUAGAUUUUAGCAGUCAGGGAAUAGCUUAGUAAACUAAGUUUUGUAAGUUGUUCUCCUAUAAAUCAUUAUCUCUUUUUCAAAAUCUCCCUGGAGGGGAGUCCAGUAUGACUGCUAGUCGCUCACUUAUAUCUAAUCUCAUCACAUGUAGCGCAAUCUCAAAUACACUUGUGUACUACAGUACACAAGUGGUGGGGUGGGGGGGGGGUGUUUAAAGGCUUCUCUUAAAUAUUUAUUCACAAAGUAGAGAAAAUGAAAAUAAUUACAAAAGUUGCAUUUUAUAUACAGUAUAAUAGGGGGAAUAUAUUGUGCGGGAGGCAAUCAUGAUACCGCCUGUUGGGAUCCCGCCGGCCACAAUGCCGACGCUGGAAUUCCGACAGGUGGUGAAAUGCCGCUGCCAGAAUACCGGCGCCACAGGCUUUUCUCCCUCUGUGGGUGUUCACAACAGCAAUAGAUGUAGAAUCUAACCUGUGGCGAGCGCAGCGAGCCACCAUGCCAGUAUGGCGAGUGCAGCGAGCCCGUAAGGGCCUUUCUAGCACUCGCUCCGCUGCUGGCACAUUGGUGGACGGGAUCCCGCUGUCGGAAUCAUGACAGCCAGGAUCCCGGCAUCGGUAAAAAAUAGUAUGUAUUUCGUAUUGUGCAUGUGGUCUGCGUCAAAAAUGGAGACACCUACUGGGAUAAAACUCUAAAAAGUUUUACUUUCUCUGGAAAUCAGCGACGUCUGCCACUAAUGAACGAAGGGAGAAGCAACUGAUUUAAUAAUGACUGUUGCAUUUUUAAUAUUGGUGCCUUACAAAGAGCUGCCUCAUAGAACCUGCUGCCUUAGAUAACUACUCAGUCAGUUAUAUCACCACCUUGGGGCAGAGUGAUGUUUUGUUCAUCAAUGUACAUUUAUCUAUUUGAGCUACAGUAUAUAACAAUGUUAGGUAUUUAUUCAUGUACUGAGUGAUGUUUAGAACACCAUAGAGUCUGUAAUAUGUUUCUGUUGAUUUGGGCACAGCAUGUUGCUAUUAGAAAAUAAUUUUAUUUACAACUGUAAAGCGGACAAUAAAUAUUUUUCCCAAUA
Messenger RNA from Pseudophryne corroboree (corroboree frog), 10302 nucleotides. Its product is annotated as ATP-binding cassette sub-family B member 5-like. The record is from RefSeq and is a predicted model, not a curated record. Gene Ontology annotation, molecular function: ATP binding; ATP hydrolysis activity; ABC-type oligopeptide transporter activity. The transcript has 29 exons. Gene Ontology annotation, biological process: transmembrane transport. Lineage: Eukaryota; Metazoa; Chordata; Amphibia; Anura; Myobatrachidae. Bases 534 to 4343 code for a protein of 1269 amino acids. Gene Ontology annotation, cellular component: membrane.